This is a messenger RNA of Sceloporus undulatus (fence lizard), 575 nucleotides long. Its product is annotated as cation channel sperm-associated protein subunit gamma-like. The record is from RefSeq and is a predicted model, not a curated record. Lineage: Eukaryota; Metazoa; Chordata; Lepidosauria; Squamata; Phrynosomatidae. Gene Ontology annotation, cellular component: sperm principal piece; CatSper complex; motile cilium. The annotation marks the transcript as partial. The transcript is spliced from 4 exons.
GAGAGGGAAGCUGGGAUGUUGUAAACACAGCUGGGAAAGCGGGGUGAGAAGGGAUGAAUUUGGACUCGGAGAGCAAGAACAGUCAGCCCUCCAUUCCCACGGAUUCUGCAACCAUAGCUUUAAAACGUUCCUCAAAGUUCCCUUGCGAAAAGUCUCUGUCAUGCGGGGGUUUCUUCUGGCCAAACUCCUCCUCAUCCUCCUACACACAAAAUGUGCCCUCUUGCAAGCAGAUUGCACAUGGAGAGCUGCAGUCAACAGAUAUGGAAAAGUUGGUGCAGGCCGGGAUAUAUUCAUGCAGCAGCAUGAAAUUAAGAACGUAGAGGAGGUCUUCAAGGAACUGGUGGAUUCAGCUAUAGACCCCGACGACAGAAAUGCAAAAUACUAUGGAUUUCCAUACUACUUGAAAAUAUACAUGACCUGCAGAUCAUUGAAGGCACGAAUGGCUGUUCGGACAGGUCACUACACUGGGUUGAAACCAGUUGUGACCGUCAGUUUUGAAGAACCCGUCCACGCUGUGCGUCAGAAACAAGAGCAACUGGAGAUUGAAAUGAUGGCAGCUCCAUUCAGGAUGACAG